This is a messenger RNA of Cornus florida, 990 nucleotides long. Its product is annotated as transcription factor MYB93-like. The transcript has 3 exons. The record is from RefSeq and is a predicted model, not a curated record. NCBI's taxonomy places the organism in Eukaryota, Viridiplantae, Streptophyta, Magnoliopsida, Cornales, Cornaceae. Bases 1 to 990 code for a protein of 329 amino acids.
AUGAGGUCACCAUCUUUUGGUGAGAAUAGCCUCAAAAAAGGACCUUGGACUUCCGAAGAAGAUCAAAAGCUUGUCCACUACAUCCAAAAACAUGGCCAUGGAAGUUGGAGUGCCCUCCCUAAGCUUGCAGGCCUUAACAGAUGUGGCAAGAGUUGUAGGUUAAGAUGGACAAAUUAUUUGAGGCCUGACAUCAAGAGGGGGAAAUUUUCUGAAGAAGAAGAGCAAGCAAUUUUACAUCUCCAUUCCAUCCUUGGGAACAAAUGGUCAGCAAUUGCUACACGCUUGCCAGGACGGACAGACAAUGAAAUCAAGAAUUUCUGGAACACCCAUCUGAAGAAGAAGCUGAUUCAGAUGGGUAUCGAUCCAACCACUCACCGUCCAAGAACUGAUCUAUUUUCUAGCUUGUCUCAUCUAUUAGCCCUAGCUAACAACCUUAUGGACCAUCACACAUUACAAGCAGAAGCUAUUCAAUUGGCUAAUCUUGAUCACUAUUUACAAUAUCUUCUCCAAUCUGAUGCACCCUCCAAUUUAGUACCAUACGAUAUUACCCAAUAUGGCAACAAUAUUGCAGACAUGGAGGGUUUCAAUGCAUUGAAUUUGAUGUCGCCUACCCAAGAAAAAAACGACGUUUUAAAUUCAUCAGAUUUGGAAAAUAUUGCUACCUCUCAACUGCUCCACCAUCCUAUUCAUCCAAAUGUCCCUUUCGGUAAUUUCCAAACACCUUUGAAUAGUGAUGAUGAUGAAAUGAUGAUGAGCCAAGCUGCAGGUUUUAACUCUGCACUAGUCGUCAGCCCUAACUCCCCAAACCCUUGCUGGGCUCUUCUUCCAUCACCAACUUCUUCUGCUGAUCAUCGUCUUCCCGGCCUGACCGAGAUUUCGAUUACCAGUGGCGCUGCUAACCUUGGAGCUGGAUCUGCAGAUUCUUCAUAUUGGCAUGGACUAGUAUUUGAAGAUCAACCUUUCAUGCAUGAGUUGUCUUUAUUAGGUUAA